UGUCAGUGAGAUAGGGUGUGAACAUCGUCAGCUUGAAGUGUCUUCACCAUCAGAUCCGAAGAGUGCUCCAAGUAUACACUUUGCACCAAGCGAUGAGUAACGAGUCGCACCACGUCGGAUAAAGGAUAGCGAGACUUGUGAUUGGAUGAGAUGGCUGUGCUGUCAUCAGCUCAUCAGCUCAUUAGCACCAUUCUUCUGCUCCUCUUUGAGUUACAAGGCGUGUGUGGGCAGCAGGCGUUCAAGACCGAGCCGAGGAACGUGACCGUGAGGGCUGGAGCCACGGCUCUGCUGAAGUGUGAAGUGCUGAGGGCCUCGGGGACCGUGCAGUGGGUGAAGGAUGGCCUGCUUUUGGGGCCACACAGGUCUCUGCCCGGCCACCCACGCUACACCAUGACUGGUGAUGAGAACAGAGGGCAAUACCAUCUCCAGAUUGAAGACAUACGCCUGGAAGACGAUUCCCCCUACGAAUGCCAGGUGGGCCGUUCCGAAACCAGUCAUCCCAUCGUCUCACGCACUGUGUGGAUCAAUGUGCAAAUUCCUCCAUCGAAACCCUCCAUCGUCCUGUACUCGGAGCCGUGGGUGGAGGGGCAGGACUACCGGGUGACCUGCAUUGCCCCUGAUGCCAAACCGGCUGCUGAAGUCACUCUCUUUAAAGAUGGAGAGGAGCUGACAGACGCGAUGCCUUCCCCCAUGUCAGGCUCUAAAGAUAAACUCCUGAGCACUCAAACUGAUGUUAUGAUCAGACCUCAGCGUUCGGACGAUGGCCGACCCCUGCUCUGUCGAGUCAAGAACCCAGCUCUCAACCAGGCUUUGGAAACCAUGACUUUAAUGAAAGUAUACUUCCCACCUCAGGCUCCGGUGAUAGACGGAUUGAGGAGUGAAGAGGUGAAUGCUGGUUCCCAUCUCCGGCUGGUCUGUCUGUCAUACGGAGGAAACCCUUUGGCUACUCUGCACUGGAGUAAGAAUAAUGAGGAGGUGUUGACUAUCUGGGAAAUGGACACUGUCACCCGUAAGGCCAGUAGUACCCUGGUGAUGGAGGUGAAGCCAGCAGACAAUAAAGCUGUGCUGCGCUGUGAGAGUGUUAAUCAAGUGACCAAAUCUCCUAUGGCCAUCACUCGCAUCCUCACCGUCCUCUUUGAACCCUCUAAUGUGGAACUGAGUGGCUCCUCUGAAGCUGUAGAGGGAACAGAGGUGAAUAUGUGCUGCUCCACGUCCUCCAGUAAUCCACCAGUACAUAUCCGCUGGUGGCUCGGCUUCAAGGAGCUCAACACCAUCGUCAACACUAUCACUGAGGGAGAGAAUGGUGGGAUGAGGACGAUGUCUAACCUGACUCACACCGUGUCCAGGGAGGAAAACGGACUGCUGCUCACCUGUGAGGCGUUUAAUAAAGGCACACGAUUCUCCAGAAUACAAACCCAAACCCUCACUGUGUUCUAUCCUCCUCAGAAGGUUUGGUUAGACGCUCCACCAGAUGGAACUCUCCUGCGUUCAGGGACGAUCAUUCGGUUGGUGUGUUUUUCCAGCGGAGGAAACCCCACAGGCAGCUUGACGUGGUUGAAGAAUGGUAAAGUUGUGCAGGUGCCAUCGAAACACAUCCAGUCUGAGCGUGGUGUGUCAAGAGAGCUCCUUUUCACUCUCCAGCCCAGUGAUAAUUUAGCCACAUAUCGCUGCGAAGCCACCAAUGAGGCCAAGAAAGUACGAUCAGCAGAGACUAAACUUUGGGUCCAAUUUCCUGCAGUAAGUUUGAAGAUUAUGGUGAAACAGAAGGAGUUGCGUGCUGGAGAGACGAUCACGAUGGACUGUCUGGCUGGAAGCAGUAACCCUAAAGUUAACAUCAGCUGGAGUCUGGGCACCACCAGUCUUUUAGGAAAGGAGAAUGCCGCUAAGAAGUCGGUGUAUGGCGGUAUGUCAGUCAGCAGCUCUCUGUUGCUCCCUCUCUCUUCUCAUUUCCAUGGCAGCAGGAUCACCUGUCAGGCCUUCAGCGCUGCACUCUCAGGAUGGGUCAACACCUUCUACACGCUCAACGUCCUUUUCUCUCCUGAGUUUGCAGAAGACCAGGUAAAACUAGUGGAGGUGAUUAAAGAUGACGUCGCAACACUUCCUGUUAAGGUCUCAGCCAAUCCAGACAAUAUCUCCUGUGAGUGGAUCUUCCAUGGCGAGAAGGUGCUUAGAGAUCGGGAUCCUCGUUACCAUUUCCCCGAGACCUGGGGUCUGGAGAUUUGGAAUGUGACCAGGCGUGAUGCAGGUGUGUACACAGUGGAGUGUUCCAACACAGAAGGAAGCAACAGAACCAAAAUCAAACUGGAUGUCCAGUAUCCCCCCAGUGUGAAGAUGAAGACAGAUCCAGUGCAGGUGAAUGUUGGAGACACCGCAGAUCUGUUCUGCAUCGCUGACGCCAACCCUGUGACUGAUGACAUGUUUUCCUGGAAGUGGAUGGGAGAAGGUGAGCGUGAGGUGUUUGGAGAGAAGAGUCAAGACAAAUCAACUGGACUUUUGACCAUCUAUGAGGUGACCCGAGCUCAUGCAGGUCCUUACCAGUGUACUGCAAACAACGGCAUAGUGCCCUCUGCCAGCGUGGUGGGCCAGCUUGUUGUACGCUUUGCUCCAGAGCUGCAGAAGGGGGCACAGUGGAGAAAAGUGGCGAGUCGAGGAGACGGUGCUACUGACGCUGAUGUGAUUUGUCAGGCUGAAGGAGUCCCACGUGUCAAAUUCAGCUGGGCAAAGAACGGCAUACCACUGAACUUCGGCAACCCACGGUAUCUGGAGCGGACAGUGAAAGAGGGGGCUGUACACACCAGCACUCUGACUGUAGUAAAUGUGAGUGCAGCUCUGGACUAUGCUGUGUUUACCUGCACUGCCCGAAACAGCCUUGGAGAGGACACACUCGAUAUCCAGCUGCUCAGCACCAAUUACCCUGACCCUCCCUCAGACCUGAAGAUUCUUAGAGUCUCCUCAAACUCCGUUACUCUAGAGUGGAUGCCUGGCUUUGACGGAGGACUCACUCAGAAUUUCAGAGUCAGGUACCGGUGGGCGGAGUCUGCUAGUUACCUAUACGUUGAUGUUUUUCCUCCGAGAUCAACCGUGUACACAGUGACCGGCUUGAAGCCUUCCACCACGUACAACUUCUCAGUUAACGCCAUUAACUCAAUGGGAGAGAGUGGCUACGCAGACAAUGGUGCAGUACUCAUCAUCAUCACUAAGGAUCUUGAUCCUGCGCCAGACGAGCCCCAUCCCGAAGCCCCAGAGCGUAAAGAAGUCCUAGCUAUACCAGUGUUUGUCAUCCCCAUCCUUGUGGGAAUUCUGCUGCUGGUCAACGCCUUAGGCUUCUUUCUAUUGGUCAAGUGGAAGAAGGGACGGAGUCUGAAAGAGGGAGCAGGCAGCUUUUCAGAGGGCAAGAGGAGCGAUGAGGGGUCAUCGGUGAGCAGCAGAGAACCGAUCAAUGCCUCAGCACAGCGAACACUUCUCAUCAACACAAACUCGGAGCCAGAGAGCAGCAGCAGCGUCUACGAGAGCUACGGAGGGAGCUAUCACUGUUAUUACCCCAUUGAGGCCUAUAGUCCUGCUCUUUAUACCCAUCUGGAGGCACCAGAGAAGCUUGAUAGCAGACACAUUACAAACCCGAUCAGCCAUGACUAUGAGGAAGUCAAAGACUUUGGGCCAUAUCAGGAUCUAUUUGGGUCAAAUCUCCCAGCUCUGAAUUUUGGAGUUGAUGGAGCAGGUCAAAUUCCAGCAUCCACUUAUGAGCAGAGUAGAUGGUUUGGUGUAGCAGAGUUGGACACAGCAAGUGGAGUUAACAGUUCAGUCACUUACAGACACAGAAAGAACCCAGGCUUGCCCUUUGAACUGAGGGGUGAGCUGGUUUAAGAGCUCCCAUUAUCUUAGAAAACUCUCUAAUAGGUCUGUAUUCUCUGUAUAACUCAAAGCAUUCAUCAUUACUAUAUUUCUUUUACUUUUUUAUAUUCAUUCAAUCUGUUUUUAAGUUUAUGUUAUAGAGACAAAGCUAUCAUUUUUAGUAAUUUCAGGAAUAUACAUAUAGUGAUGUGAUCUUAAAAUUGAAUUUUGUUUUUUUUUUGUUGUUUUUGUUUUCUUUUUGGUGAUAGGGCACUGUCUGGAAGCUAAAUAGUACACAUAGAAGUUUCUUACUUUGACUUCUGUAGUCAUAUUAUUGUCUGGGAAAUCUGAGAGGAUAGCCUGCUACAAAAUCUAUGUCGAGGGUGAAGACUUCGGGGCCAAACUGCGUGAUUCCUGGAAGUAAACAAUGCAGUCAUUACUAUACCCUUAUCUUAUUUCCUUAUCUUUUCACAUGACCUAUUGGAAAGUAUCCUUCAUACCAAACUGGUUAUGUAAUAUAUUUGAAGGAAAUUACAUUUAAAAAAAAAUAAUAGCUGAAUAUCAUAAAAUUAAAAGGCAAUGAAAAAAAGAUAAUGGUAUUAAAAGCAUUAAAACAAACUUUUUUUUUCAAUUUCUGGUCAUUGUUAUGUAUUCAUUUGCAAAUUAUAAAAAAAAAAAUCUUUCUAAAAGUGUACGUAGUAAUUGUAGUUAUUACACCAUAUCAUAAAAUUCUAACAUUUCUAACAUUUGUGUAUUGUGCUAUGAUGAUCAGU
This is a messenger RNA of Hemibagrus wyckioides, 4604 nucleotides long. It is a transcript of the gene nphs1, whose product is annotated as NPHS1 adhesion molecule, nephrin. Lineage: Eukaryota; Metazoa; Chordata; Actinopteri; Siluriformes; Bagridae. Gene Ontology annotation, biological process: cell-cell adhesion. Gene Ontology annotation, molecular function: cell adhesion molecule binding. Gene Ontology annotation, cellular component: cell-cell junction. The coding region runs from base 151 to 3864 and encodes 1237 amino acids. The record is from RefSeq and is a predicted model, not a curated record. The transcript has 30 exons.